AUGGCUGCAGUGUCUCAAGAUGAAAGUGGGUUAGACCUGGGCUCCCAGGUGGUGGUAUGUGUGGGGCGGACCCAGGCCUACCCUGGGCCCUGGAUUCCUGGCAGGUCAGUGAGAUGGUCCUGGGCCAAGCCUGAGCUCCAGCGGGUGUCUUCCAGUGGCGGGCAAAUUCCAGGUGUUUCUCCAAUAGGACAAUAUACAACUCUUUUGCCUUUGCUGGUUAUUCUUGCAAUUUCAGGCAUCAAAGAGGUUGUAGAAGAUUAUGCAUCAUUAGAAGUUGCUGGAAUAAUAAAGGAAGGACAAUUGGUAAACCUAGAUGGAAAAAUUGAAUGUGAAGAACCUGAUCGUCAGUUUAAUAACUUUGUUGGAACCUUGUAUUUAAGGGGUAAAAGUCCUAUUUCAGUUGGUCCUGACCAGAUGUUGCUGAGAGGUACACAGCUGAAAAAUACACAGUGGAUCAUUGGUGUAGUCAUUUACACUGGAUUUGAAACCAAAUUGAUGCAGAAUUCCGUCAAAUCACCUCUCAAGAGAUCACAGGUUGAGAAAGUAACCAACAUGCAGAUCCUCAUUUUGUUGCUACUACUCUUUGUGAUAUCUGCAGUGAGCUGUGUGGGAGCCACAAUUUGGAACAAAAUGUACCUGGAAAACAUUUGGUACAUGGGAAUUAGUGGUAUCACCCCCCACAACCAUGUGUUUGAUAUACUGGUAUUCAUUAUCUUGUACCAUAACCUUGUUCCCAUCAGUAUGCUGUUAACUCUGGAAACUGUGAAAUUCAUUCAGGCCCAGUUUAUAAACUGGGAUGAAGAUAUGCAUUACGAACAAAAUAAUCUUUAUGCGAUGGCCAGAACAUCCAACCUCAAUGAAGAGCUUGGGCAGGUAAAAUAUUUAUUUUCUGAUAAAACAGGAACCCUCACUUGCAAUACAAUGGCAUUUAAGAAGUGUACCAUUGCAGGCAUAAUUUAUGGUAGAGCAUCUUUCUGUGAAUUUAAUGACCCUAAAUUAUUGGAGAACUUUGAGGAUGGUCAUCCCUCAUCAGAAUACAUUAAGGAAUUCCUUACCCUCUUAUGUGUGUGCCAUACAGUUAUUCCUGAGAGAUGUGGAAAUGAUAUACUCUACCAGGCUUCCUCCCCAGAUGAAGCUGCUUUAGUGAAAGGAGCAAAAAAACUUGGCUUUGUUUUCACCACAAGAACACCUUAUUCUGUCACCAUAGAAGAACUAGGUAAAGAAAAGGAAAUGGAGACUGGCAAUUGAAGAAACAUGUUGAUUUUUUCAUCAAUUAGAAAAAGGAUGUCGAUAAUUGUACGGACUCCUGCAGGACAUCUUCGGCUAUACUGCAAAGGGGCGGACACAGUGAUUUAUGAGAGACUUUCAAAAGAUUCCCUAUUUGUGGAGGACACAUUAAAACAUUUGGAACUUUUUGCCACAGAAGGUCUGAGGACUCUCUGUAUUGCCUAUACUGAUUUAACUGAGACAGAUUACCAAGAUUGGUUGCAGGAGUAUAAAAAAGCUAGUGCAAUUUCACAAAACAGAAUUCAAAGACUGGAAGAAUGCUAUGAGAUUAUUGAAAAGGAAUUUCUGCUGCUUGGAGCCACAGCCAUAGAAGAUCGUCUUCAAGCAAAUGUUCCAGAAACUAUAUCAACUCUACUGAAAGCAAACAUAAAAAUAUGGGUCUUGACAGGAGAUAAACAAGAAACUGCAGUUAACAUAGCAUUUUCCUGCAAACUGAUAUCAAGUACCACACCUCGUAUUUAUUUGAAUGCAGAUUCAUUUGAGGCAGCACAACAAGCAAUUAACCAUAACUGUGGAGAUCUUGGAAAUUUAUUAGGUAAAGAGAACGACUUGGCCCUAAUUAUUGAUGGUGAAACAUUGAAGUAUGCCUUAAGGUUUGAAAUUCAGAAGAAGUUCCUAGAUUUGGCCCUUUCAUGUAGAGCAGUAUUAUGUUGUAGGCUAUCUCCCCUCCAGAAAGCUGAAAUAGUGGACUUGGUGAAGAAGCAUGAAGAGGCCAUCACUCUUGCUGUUGGGGAUGGUGCCAACGAUGUGGGGAUGAUCCGGAUGGCCCAUGUGGGAGUGGGGAUCAGUGGGAAUGAGGGCAUGCAGGCCACCAACAACUCAGAUUACUCCAUUGCUCAGUUUCAAUACUUGGAGAAGCUUCUGUUGGUUCAUGGAACUUGGAACUAUUUUCGAGUGACCAAAUGCAUAUUGUAUUCUUUCUACAAGAAUGUAGUGCUAUACAUUAUUGGGCUUUGGUUCUCCUUUGUUAAUGGAUUCUCUGGGCAGAUUAUAUUUGAGCAUUGGUGCAUCAGCUUGUACAAUGUGAUUUUCACUUCAUUACCACCUUUAACUCUGGGAAUCUUUGAGAAAUGUUGCAGUCAAAAGAGCCUCCUGGAGUAUCCACAACUCUACACAGUUUUUCAGACAGGGGAAAUGUUCAACACAAAGGUGUUUUGGAUUCAAUGUAUAAAUGCUUUGAUCCACUCCUUCAUUCUCUUCUGGUUUCCCACAAAAAUGCUGGAGCAUGAUAUGAUUUUGCGACAUGGUUACACCACAGACUAUUUAUUUCUUGGAAAUUUUAUUUAUACGUAUGUAGUUGUUACUGUUUGUCUGAAAGCUGGGCUGGAGACAACAUCUUGGAAUAGAUUUAGUCAUGUGGCAAUUUGGGGAAGCAUAAUAAGCUGGAUGCUGUUUUUCUCAGUUUAUUCUUUCUUCUGGCCCAUCUUCUCUGUUGCUCCUGAAAUGACAGGACAGAUCAAUAUGGUUCUGAGUUGUCCACACUUCUGGAUGGGUUUUUUGUUAGUCCCUACUACCUGCCUGAUUCAAAAUUUUUUCUGGAAAUUGAUUAAAAAUACCUACAAAAGAGGGCUUCUAGAAGAAAUUCAGGAGCUGGAAAGCAGAAAAGAUAGAAUAUUGGAACAUAGUGAGAUUUUUGAAAAGAGGACGACAGCAGCAAGUCUCACAGUGUCCUUUAGUACACAGCCCUGUGAGAUUUUCUUCCGGGAUGAUUCUGUUGAUCUAAGUGCCCCACGAUACCCUGAUUCCUGCCCUCGAGUUAAACAUCCGUUGGCCAGAGCUGCCCAACGCUGCGCUCAGAGCGCAGGAAACACGUAUCUUCAAGCGCCCCCCAAUCCAGGCCCGGUUGAACCCCCUCACACCAUUCCCCGCUCCAGUUCCCCCACACCAUCCAAGUUCACGGUCCACGUUCCUCAUUACUGA
Molecule: messenger RNA, 3207 nt
Organism: Marmota flaviventris (yellow-bellied marmot)
Lineage: Eukaryota; Metazoa; Chordata; Mammalia; Rodentia; Sciuridae
Source: RefSeq, a predicted model, not a curated record